Molecule: messenger RNA, 2385 nt
Organism: Copidosoma floridanum
Lineage: Eukaryota; Metazoa; Arthropoda; Insecta; Hymenoptera; Encyrtidae
Product: 15-hydroxyprostaglandin dehydrogenase [NAD(+)]
Cellular component (GO): cytoplasm
Molecular function (GO): oxidoreductase activity, acting on the CH-OH group of donors, NAD or NADP as acceptor
Source: RefSeq, a predicted model, not a curated record
ACAAAAAAAGCCAAAGAUAAGAUCAGAAAUCAAAGCUCGAGCGAGCUCGGGGGCAUGGAGGUGAAGGGUCGCAUAGCCCUGGUGACGGGAGCAGCCACCGGUAUAGGCAAAAGUUACGCCGAGGAGUUGCUGAACCAAGGGGCCAAAGGGGUGGCUAUAUGCGACAUCAACGGCGAGGAAGGGGAAAAGUUGUACCACACGCUGGCUUCCCGUCACAGCAAGGACCGCGUCUUGUUCUGCCAGUGCGAUGUCACCGAUUACCUACAGUUCGAGGACACUUUCAAAACUGUGAUCGCCACGUUCGGACACAUCGACAUCGUCGUCAACAACGCUGGCAUAAUGAACGACAGAUUUUGGGAGCUCGAAGUCGACAUAAACCUCAACGGCGUUAUUCGCGGGACGCUGUUGGCCCAACGGUUCAUGGGUAUCGACAAGGGCGGCCGAGGCGGGGUGGUCCUCAACACCGCGAGCAACGUCGGCUUCAACCCUUACGUCAGCUGUCCGAUUUACUCGGCGACCAAGGCCGCCAUAGUCAGCCUCACCAGAGCUUUUGGCGACCAGUACCACGUAGGUUUGACGGGCGUGAAGAUAAUGGCCAUAUGUCCCGGGGCGACCAAGAGUAAUCUGGUGCGCGACGUUGGCAAGCAGCUUCUGUAUCCUCGGUACGAGGACGCCUGGCGCCGAGACACGGCCUCUUCGACCUACCAAACACCCGAGCACGUGGCCAAGUCGUUGGUCCAGAUACUGGCGAACGGCAAGAGUGGCAGCGUCUGGCUGGUGGAGAGCGGACAGCCCCCCAAGGAAAUCACGUUCUCGAAACAUUAGGCUCCAAACCGUUCGAUACAUCAUACACUCGCUCGAGGAAUUUUUACAACAAUCGUCCGAACUAAAUUAACGUCCUACCGUGUACCGUCAUGGACAUUGCAGCCUUCCACGCGGCAAAGCUACUAUACCGUAGGGAAUUUUUUAAAUGUUUUUACACUUAAUCGUAGGGUAUACCUACGUGCAAUAUUUACUUGGUAAUACUUUGCCAUUUUGGUGAUUCAAAGUUUUUCUAAAAAAAACAUUUGGAUACAAUUUCUCUGUUACAUUGACGCGGUUUUGAUAUUCUCGAACAUCAUUUUUUGCAAAUUCUGACUUUUGCAAUUUGUAUACGUCCCUCGAUAUGUUCGCGCACUCGCGACAAUCCACUUUUCAUAUUUGAUUUUACCCACGUACAGUAACAAUAAGAGUGUAAGCGGGACCUUUAAGCAAACGAUUGAUCGGAAAGUGGUCCGUAUAACGAAAGCAUACAGGUAUGAAGGAACGUAUCGUAAAAUGCAUAUUUUUAAACAAUACAUGUAAUAGCGAAUUUUUCAAUUUUAAUACGCAAAGUAUCCAGUGACUCUGUACCUAUAUACUUAUACCAAAAAAAAAGAAAAAAGAAAAAGAAAUCUUGCGAUUAACGAGAAACUUUUUAUUUCACUUUUAUAAGUCUUUUAAUCGGUGAAAUCGAUGCAAUGUGUACGCAUAUAUUUUAUCCAAUACAACUGAAUAAGGUGCAUCGCGACCUCGCUAGAAUGGUGUGUUUCGAUGAAUUUUUUUGUAUCGUGUAUAAAAGCACAGUGCGGUCUUUGCAUGUGCUAAAAUUAAGUAACUUUAAUUUUGUCUGUGAUACAAUCGGCUAGUUUGAGCAAAGUCACAUCAAUGUUCUUUUGACCAACUGGAUUCACGUUCAAGUACGAGGCAAUACCCAUGUACCAAAUAAAAAAUGUAGGUACUUCCAUUGUAAAUAAAAUCAAAAUGAUCAUCUAAAAUUUUUGAUAUUGCGAUUUUAUUGUGAACAAGUUACGUACUGCCAACAUUUGUAAGAACAAUACCAUACCGUAAGUGAGUAUUUAUUGUGAAAACUAUAGUGUAACAUGAGAGAAGAAAAUAUAAUUAUAUAUUUCGUGUUUUUGCCAAGUGAUAUACUUACCAUUAAAUAUUUUUCGUAAGAUUCAUUUACGUAAAAAGCUGUAAGUUGUGCUACGUGUGACAUUACUAUUAUGCAUAAAUAUGACUUAUUUCUUCCCACACAAGCAAAUUUGCCGUCUUUGAAUUGAAAAAAAAAAAUUUGCUUCUGUAAAUGAGUUUCCAAGACUUAAAUAUUAUGUAAGGAAUUUGAUUGCUUCCACGUGAGUGGCACAAGCGUAAAAUGUGUUUUUAAUUGUUGCAAAUGAGUAUAUUUAUAAUAUGGUUUGAAAAUAAUUGUACGUGUAUGUGUGUACGUGCACGAGUUUUAUCGCUUAUAUCAUGAUAUACGUUCGCGUUAUUAAAUAAAUUUAAAAAAAUGUUUAUAUGCGAUAUAAUAAAAGGCGCACUUUGAAUUUGACAAAAUGAAUUAAACAUAUUAAGGUCACAUAG